UGUCGUAUACAACAUAUUCUCGUUAUUUGUUUAUAUAGUUGAAAAGGUGGAAUUUCUAUAGUAUAUGACCUUGUUUGACAAAUUCUACUACCAGUUAGCUAUUUAUUUAUUCGGGUCAAAAGGUGGAUCUUCUCGUUUAUUUGUUUAUCCAGGUUAACAACCCCCUUUGGUCAGCGAAUUGAAAAAAAUUGAUUGUACAUUACGAAAUACAAGUGUUACUUAUGUAUAAAAAGUGUAAAGCACAUUGGGAUUACAUUUACUAGUAGUUGAAUCUUAUAGGAAAAGGUUACCGUUAUGUUACAUCAACUCUAUACCGCGUUAGACCUUACAACUGUGUUGACAUUUUUACUUGUGUUAAUUGUGAGUUAUUUAAUAUGGAACUAUUUUUUCACUGUCCAGCGAGUAAAUAUUCCGGGACCAGCACCUUGGCCUAUAGUUGGAAACCUGCCACAUAUUGCGGGUACGCGAGAUGUAGGAAAAAGAUUGUUGGAGUUUAGGAAAAAAUAUGGCGACAUGGUAUUCCUUCGAUUUGGUCCACAACCUAUACUUGUGUGUUUUGGUUAUAAGCUGGUUCGGGAAGUUUUGUUUGUCAAUGGGGAACAAACCAAGUUCAGGCCGUCUUGGAUGUAUCUUAUCAAAAAGUUCUUUCCGAAAAUGACAGGUAUUUUCUUCAGCGAUGGCAAAACAUUGUCGGAUGGACGAAAAUUUACAAUUGUUGCACUCAAAGAUUUUGGAGUAGGUAAAAAGACGAUAGAUGAACGUAUACACGAGGAAGUUCAAUACCUUGUGGACGAAUUCUCCAAAAAUCCAGAAAAGCCUGUCGACGUAUUCAAAGUAUUUCCUAUGGCUACUUCCAAUAUUAUAUCAAAUAUAAUAUUUGGAUCAAGGUUCAAUUACGAUGAUGAAGAAUUCAAGGAGAUGUUAUAUCACAUUUAUUUCAUAUUCAAAUCUGCUACCCUUGCUGCUCCUGAGAAUUUCUUUCCAAUAAUUGAUAAACUGAAACCAUGGAAUACGAGCACACAGGUUGCGGGACAUAUGGCAGCUGUCAGAACGUAUGUGCGUUCCAGAGUGGAUAAACAGCGAGAUUCAUUUGACCCAAAUAAUAUUCGAAACUUUAUUGACCUUUACCUGGAUCAAGAGGGAAAACCAAAUUCAAAAAUAUCAGAGGACUUUCUCUUUCAAGUGAUUGUAGACAUCUACCAAGCAGGAACCAAUACCACAGCUAUCUCCCUUGUCUGGUGCAUGUUGCACAUGCUGAAAUAUCCGGAGGUUCAGAAAAAAUGUAGAGAUGAAGUCAUGAAAGUUAUUGGGGAUGGUAGAUUUCCAACUUCUAAGGACAAAGUCUCGCUUCCAUACGUUAUGGCUACAAUACGGGAAGUUCAAAGACUUGCAGCUGUAGCUCCAGUUGCCACACCUCAUGCAUUACUAGAAGACACGUACAUCGAUGGUAAACUCGUACCGAAACAUACUGUAAUAUUGUGUCAUUUGAUGUCUGUGCUUUACGAUCCUACCGAAUGGCAAGAAUCAGAAAAGUUUCGGCCUGAAAGGUUUCUAGGAGAAAAGGGAGAGCUGAUUAAACCCGAGGCUUUUUGUCCGUUCUCCAUGGGGCCCAGGACAUGCAUUGGACAACAGUUAGCUUCAAACGAAGUCUUCUUAUUUUUCACUUCAUUCCUUCAGCGGUUCAACUUCACCAAAGUUAACAAAGAUGAUUUUUUGUCUUCAAACGGAGAACAUACAGGUGUGACUCGUCAACCAGACCCAUUUCAGAUGUGUUUUAAACCUAUCUAACAUUCAAUAGUUGGUACAUUCUUCAUUUCAAGAGUUUAGAUUAGUCUAUUAACAUGAGUCAGUAGUUUCUGUGUGACUUUUCAUCUUCAUGAAUGUAUUUAGCCAACAACAAAAAUAUGCAUCACGUUAUGAUAGUCUGCUGCUUCACGUAGAUUAAUGUAGAUCUUGUUUGAUCAAAAUGGCAUUGUUAUCUAUAGCAACAAAAGUUUUUUAAUUACAGUACUGUAAUUUGAUAAGAGGACUGUAGCUAACUUAAGACUUUAGACAGUGGUUAAUAUAGGGACAAUGUAAUCCUUUAUGAAGUAUAUUACAUAAUGUGCCAAUUUAAAUCGGAUCUAUAUUUUAUUCCUGUAGAAAUAUAGAUAUAGAAAUUUAGAAAAUAAUAUAUAUCUUAAAUGUCUCUCUAAUUCGCAGUUAUAAAGACAUCGGUGUUUUUCGAACGUCACCGAUGAGUCUUCUUUAGACGAAAUGCGUGUCUGGCGUACACAUCUAUAAAUCUGGUAUCCAGAUACAUGAUUUUUUGUAAAGCCAUCUCAUAUGCUUUAAUCUAAAGUACGCAUGGUUAUGGUACUAAGUCAGUGAUAUUUGUAUUUAAUUUUAUGGUAUAAUUAAAAUGUACAGAAUGGA
Molecule: messenger RNA, 2415 nt
Organism: Mytilus californianus (California mussel)
Lineage: Eukaryota; Metazoa; Mollusca; Bivalvia; Mytilida; Mytilidae
Product: cytochrome P450 2C9-like
Exons: 8
Coding region: 295-1788 (497 amino acids)
Biological process (GO): xenobiotic metabolic process
Cellular component (GO): intracellular membrane-bounded organelle; cytoplasm
Molecular function (GO): iron ion binding; heme binding; oxidoreductase activity, acting on paired donors, with incorporation or reduction of molecular oxygen, reduced flavin or flavoprotein as one donor, and incorporation of one atom of oxygen
Source: RefSeq, a predicted model, not a curated record